CUGUCGUCGGGCCAGGAGCUGCGCCUGCGCUGCGAGGGCCCCGAGCGCCCGCGCUGGCUCUUCCCGUUCGCCGAGGAGGGCGAGGUGGACGAGCCGCUGCUGCCGGACGUCGAAGAGCAGUCGCCCCGGGCGGCGGCCGCGGGCGGCGCGCCCGCCCGCUGGGCCGCCACGCUGCACCUGCCCAACGCCUCCUACUACCACACGGGCGCCUACGCCUGCGUGCGCCACGCCGACCCGCCCGACUCGCUCGAGCCGCCCAAGCACCUCGUCGACAUCUACGUCUACGUCGCAGACCCGGAGUUCCCGUGGGUGCGCGCGGGCGUGGUGACGACGUGGGCGAUGCAGCACGAGGAGGCGGUGCUGGACUGCCGCCCCAACAACCGCAGCCUGCACGUGAAGCUGCUCAACAACAUAGACGAGGAGGUA
Messenger RNA from Gryllus bimaculatus (two-spotted cricket), 426 nucleotides. NCBI's taxonomy places the organism in Eukaryota, Metazoa, Arthropoda, Insecta, Orthoptera, Gryllidae. The record is from the annotation of a GenBank genome assembly.